Messenger RNA from Sycon ciliatum, 2203 nucleotides. RefSeq lists its product as uncharacterized. The transcript is spliced from 6 exons. Gene Ontology annotation, cellular component: guanylate cyclase complex, soluble. Gene Ontology annotation, biological process: response to oxygen levels; cyclic nucleotide biosynthetic process. The record is from RefSeq and is a predicted model, not a curated record. Gene Ontology annotation, molecular function: guanylate cyclase activity. NCBI's taxonomy places the organism in Eukaryota, Metazoa, Porifera, Calcarea, Leucosolenida, Sycettidae. Bases 530 to 1813 code for a protein of 427 amino acids.
UUGGCCUUGGGACGUUGGGUAUGACUCCUGCUCCGAGCCAUCGGAGAAAACAGCGUCGAGAGAAGGUGACAGGACUCAGAACGACUCUGAUGACAGAGAGGGGUUUUGCGAAGGAUGAAUUGGGCAAGAGACACCAAAGUUUCACAGAAGAGAUUUCGUGCCUUUCAAGUUUUAUGAGGUUGAAAAGUUGAGCCAUGUUGCAUCGGAUGGAGAGUCGCUCGAGCUGAGGGAUCCUGUAAAAACCGUGCGGUACGAACUCAAGCCUAGCUUGAGGGUGGAAUCCGCAGUUGGAUGGUUGGACUUUAUUGCCAUGACGAGUGCAUGCUGCCCUCACUGAGCGGUUUACCGUGAUCAUUGCCCAUUAGCUUGUGACCAAUCGAUCGACAGUGUGACCGUCCGAAACAACGUCAUUGUACUCUAGCGAACACUAUUCGACCGUACAGGACUACUAUUUCUACUACCGGUAUACCAGCCUUUGGGUACCACCAGCCACUAUUUCUCCAACAGCAGGGGAAAGCCCGGGCAAACCAUGGGCGCAGGAGCCAGUGUGCGUCGGAAGAUGGAGGCGGAGCGGGAGCAUUAUGAUGAGCAAGUCAAGACCGUGUCGGAGAAGCUCAGUAAACGAGAGGAAGAGCACGCAGCGGAGACGAACAAGCUUAGGACGGAGAACGCAUCACUGAAGGAGAACAUCAAGCAGCUUCGAACCGAUCUCGUUGAGGAACGAGAGCUCUGGAGGCAGGAGAGGGAAAAGACCGUGUCAAUGAUGUUUGGUCAACUGCCGCUGCCGCUGCUAGAAGCGGCGACUGGUCAAGCGGCGCGCAGCAAGGACACAUCCACGGCUGUGUUGUUACAGAAUGCACCCGUUCUCACCAAGACGUAUCCCACUGCUGUCAUUGCAUGCUGCAAUGUCGUUGGCUUUCAUCGCCUGGUCGGGAACAUGUCAGCAUCGGAGGCGGUAGAUCUGACAGACAAGCUGCAUAUUCUGGUAGACCGGGCUUUCCAGGCUCCGUCGAUGUUCGUGAUCGAACGGUCUGCCGACUGCUGCACGGUAGUCUCGGGGAUUUGCAGUGCAACAGAGCGUGACACCAAUCCAGCAGAGCAGAAGCCUCAAACACCAAUCGUAACAUCCAGCAGCAGCGGUGGGAUCGCCAAUCAUCGCCAGCAAACCCCUGACUUCAGCUUAAGUUCCCAGGUUCUGCCGGGGGCGAUAGAGGACGACGGGGCUGAUCUCUCACCUCGCCCGCGGUCAGAAGCGUGCACACCUGCUGGUGUAGGGAGUGCUCGUCGUGGCAAUGCUGCACUGCAUCAAGAUGCUGCAGUGCAAUGUGCCACGUCCAUGGCAAUGAGCAGUCUGCGGCUGCUGGAGUCCAGCGUCAGCGUCAACAUUCCAGGCCCGAAGACGGAGGCCAAUCACGGCCAGCUGCAGCUGAGGAUUGCGCUGCACUCGGGCAGCAUCCAUGCUGGUGUGGUCGGCGUCACUCAACACAGCACUGGCCUGCCACCUGAUCAGCUGCAGCAUGCUACGCCGGUACCACGCCUGCACGUCUUCGGCAACACCUACAGUGAAGCUUUGAAACUUCGUGACACCUCUCUGGCACUACAAAUACGCGUGAGUCAGAGAUUCCGUGAGCUGAUCCUCGCCUCUCAUUCAAAAUUUGUCCUUGAGCAGUGUCCAGAUUUCCAGUCAUCCACCGGUGGUGCUGCAAGUAGUGCGCUUCAGCACACGUACUGGCUUGUCGGCACGGAGGACACCGAUGUUGGUUUGCCACCAUUGGACAGAGCUGUAUCCCUUGGCAACUAUGAUGAUCUGUGAACAUGCACCAUACAGUUCUGUGGCGUUCAAUUUUGUUGAGUUUAUAACAUCAGACGCGCAGAGGUGUGUCUGAUGCGAUUAUGUGAUGCACAUACAUGUAAAGUUACAUGUGUGUGUAUGUGUGUGUGUGUGCGUGUGUGUGUGUGUGUGUGUGUGUGUGUGUGUGUAUGAAACACGCUUGAUUCACUCUGUUGACUCGCUACUGCUGCAUCUUAUUACAAAGGCAUGUUUAUGGUGCACGGUGCACCUGGAGUGCUGGCAUAAUCAUCUGCUAGGUUUCCCACUGAUAAUGGCACAGAGCUGAGGGAUGUUUCUUUUUCAAUUAUAUUUCUUCGAUCCGUUUGCGUGAUCAGCAUCCGAUUCUGAAGACAUAGGACAUGUUGAUCGAGA